Selaginella moellendorffii is the source of this 1257-nucleotide messenger RNA. Its product is annotated as protein PAM71, chloroplastic-like. The record is from RefSeq and is a predicted model, not a curated record. Lineage: Eukaryota; Viridiplantae; Streptophyta; Lycopodiopsida; Selaginellales; Selaginellaceae. Gene Ontology annotation, cellular component: Golgi apparatus; chloroplast thylakoid membrane. The transcript is spliced from 11 exons. Gene Ontology annotation, biological process: manganese ion transmembrane transport; calcium ion transmembrane transport; Golgi calcium ion transport. Gene Ontology annotation, molecular function: manganese ion transmembrane transporter activity; calcium ion transmembrane transporter activity. Bases 53 to 1135 code for a protein of 360 amino acids.
UCGCGCUUUAGCGUUGGAGAUAGAUUGCUAGCGCGCGAGCUUCAUUGGAGCAAUGCCCUGCUCCAAAUGCCUUGCGUCGGGCACAUUGUGGACGCAUGGCGAGGGUUUGGUUGCGCCAUGGCGGCGACGCCUUGCGGUUCCAUCGAUUUGCAAGCGGCAGAGAGCUUCGAUUCGGAUCGUAGAUCAGGAUGUGAGGCUGCAUUCCAGGGUUUCCAACAGGAUGCCGCCAGAUUUGGCAGGGUCGAUCGGCUUCUCGUCGGAUUUCCAGCCGGAUCGGUUUCCAGCGUUCCCUGGCUCGGAUUUCACGAAUGUGAGACAGAGAGAAGAAAAUAUCAACAAUUUGCGACGCUUGAUCCUCCAGGUGGCGACUGUGAGUGGUUUUUUCGCGUUGCAAUCACUCACUCAGGCCUGGGCUGGAAGUUCCAUGGCCGACGCUCAACAAAGCGCAUCAUUUUUGGGAUUUUUGGGAAGCAUUGACGAGAUUCAAAGCGGUUUUACAUUGGCGUUUCUUCUAAUAUUUUUCUCGGAGUUGGGAGACAAAACAUUCUUUAUUGCGGCAAUCUUGGCGAGCAGGAGAUCCAAUGUUGCUGUUUUUACUGGAACAUUUGGAGCUCUUGUAGCCAUGACAUUGAUAUCUGUAAUUUUAGGACGGGCAUUUCAUUAUAUAGACGGUGUUCUACCUUUCAGCUUAGGCAGCAACGAAAUACCGCUAGACGACCUUGCCGCUGUUGCUUUGCUGAUUUACUUCGGAGUGUCUACGCUGCUGGACGCUUCUUCUAUGGAAGGAUCAAAAUCACAAGAGGAGCAACAAGAGGCGGAACUGGCCGUUGCUGGAGUAAACGGUGGCGGCGGCUCGACGAGCAGCGUAGUUCUCUCAACAUUCGCUCUGGUGUUCGUGGCUGAGUGGGGAGACAAGUCGUUCUUCUCGACAAUAGCUCUAGCAGCGGCGUCCUCUCCUGUUGGUGUGGUGGCUGGAGCUAUCGCUGGUCAUGGCGCUGCUACAUUGCUCGCUGUUCUUGGUGGAUCGAUUAUGGGAAACUACAUCUCCGAAAAGGCGAUUGCGUACAUUGGCGGGACGCUAUUCCUCGUGUUUGCUGGAGAGACGCUCUUCGAGAUUCUCACUGGGUCCAAGUAAAACGUAAAUUAUUGCACAGAGACAAGGAUUUUUACCAGUGUGACCAAGAGUCAAAAUGGCUUUGUUCUACCUCCAGUAGGGUUUUUGGUGGAAUGGGAAUGGCGCGGGGUAAUUCAAAGGGA